Pelmatolapia mariae (spotted tilapia) is the source of this 771-nucleotide messenger RNA. RefSeq lists its product as uncharacterized. The record is from RefSeq and is a predicted model, not a curated record. The transcript is spliced from 5 exons. The coding region runs from base 1 to 771 and encodes 256 amino acids. NCBI's taxonomy places the organism in Eukaryota, Metazoa, Chordata, Actinopteri, Cichliformes, Cichlidae.
AUGGCUAACCUCCGCACCAAACUGAGAGGCCUUGGAUGUACAGAGGUGACCAUAAACUCCAUCAAAAACAAGUCUGGUGACAACCGUCAGGCAGCCUUCAAUAUUGACAAGGAGUUUCUGCGAAUCACCACAAAGCCUCUGCUAUCUACUUUCUUUGCCGAGCUUGACCAAAACGCGCCACGCUUAAUGGAAAUCUUUCUGAGCAAAGGAGGGAGACCUGGAAAGAAAAUAAGAGGUCUCAUACUUGCCAUCUCCAAGCAUGACAACAUCCAUACCAGACGAGAAUGCAUCUUGAAGUCCUUGUGCAUCUACCUAAACGAAGACUAUGAGAAGUUAAUAAAGGAGUACUUGGAUACGGACAGCGAGGCAAAAAGCUGCAUGGAGCAAACUGUGAUGGGGGUGUACAUCAUCCAGAAGGAGGGUGCUGAACCUGAAGAUGACCCAGAGGACAUUGGUGUCCUGAUUGAGGGUGUGGAGGCUCUCACUGAUUUGGGUAACAUUGCACAAGCAUGUGCUCUGUUGUUUGGACUCAUAUACUGUUUGAACCUGAGCUACCCACCAGAACUUAAAUGCACCUUUGAAGUCCUCCAGAAGAUACUUUUAAAUCUUGAUGGACAAAAGCUCUCUUCAAAGGCACAGUUUCUGAAAAACAAGCUUAUGGGCCCUGCGACAGACUGGCGACCUGUCCAGGGCGUACCCCGCCUUCGCCCUAUGACAGCUGGGAUAGGCUCCAGCGCCCCCCGCGACCCUGAAAAGGAUAAGCGGAAGUGA